GCGCGUUGCUGCAUUGCAGCGGUCGUAGAUCCUCGAUUGGAUCCUUCUCGAGCAGUCCUUCGACGUCUUCGCGAUACUCUAGAUCUCGCAACGUGUGUGAUUCAAGUCGCACGGCUGUGUACACGCUGUGUCUAGUGUGUUGUGUCGUGACUCUCGCGUGUCGGUCCAGUGCACGUGUAUCGAUAGACGACGCUCGAGGAGCUCACCGUUUAUGUUUCCGCAGACUGUCGCUAAGAUACAAAUCAUAUAUCGAUAAAUGCAUAGUGUUCAUUCAGUGUUGUAUUAUGCGCGCGAGUUUUUGCGAGGCGUCCGUGCAUGUCCGGGUCACGCACAUCUGAAAAUACGCACCUAAAAGCGACGUCGGCCCGGUUGCCGGGCAGAUAUUUCUAUCUACUAUUAUUAUUGGGCUUGCCACACACACAAUCGGUGAUCUGAUCUCGUUGAUAUACGAUCCAUCGAUGUCGUUGAUAUCCCGUCGAUCUACUGUGACGUAGUAAUCCAUACGAGGGCGAGGUUUGAGAAUCACGGCGGUGAUAUUGAAUAGAAUUCUGGAAAUCGUGCGAUAUAUAUUCGCUCGACCUCCGUCGCUGUUUUGCCGCACGUCUCUGUAUUUUCAGGAAUUAAACAGAUCAUUUUAUCGAGUUCUUCUGGCACAUUCGUGUACUAUAAAUAAUAUUUUGCGAUCGGGCUUUUCUCCUCGUCUUUCUAUCGUGCAAGGCAAACCCAUCACCCAUUCGCUGAGUGUUCUUUAUUUUUGUCAUUGUUAUUUGUAUAUUCUGAGAGUUCACCUGCAACAAUAUCGCAAAAAGAACUUUUACUAAUUCUUACUAUCGAUUACCUAAUCGUAUCUUCCUUUAAUAAUUAUUAAUUCUUCUAUUAGUUCGUCAUGUUAGUAAAUCGUUUUUUGCACUAUUUUUUUUACUACUGUUAGCCGAUUCAUUUUUGUUAUUAAGAAUAAUAUAAUUUGCUGAGAUUCUUUUAUAUAAGAGUGAGUGAGAGAAAAAGAGAAAACCGUUAAAGUAUAUACAAGAUAGUCUCUAUAAAUAAUAUAUUUUAAUAUAAUUACUUUUUAUAUUCUUGCAUUGAGUGGAGAAUAAGUCGGCAUCACCGCCGUUUUCUUCCCGCUUUUAAUCGUUCUUCCGUCUUCCAGUUACUCUUAUUUCUCGAAAUAAAACUACUCGCGCUGUUUAAAAGAUCCAUUACACUUCUGGUUUUCUAGAAGUGGACGAGAUUUUCACAUUUAUCUUUUCUCCUCUAACAACACCGCCAAUUAACAAAAUGACCGGCCGCGAUCCUUAAUCAUUCUCGAUGACCCGAUAAUAGAUCUUUCUAAAGACCGCGAAAGGCCUUUCGGAAUCGCUUUUUGGCGAGAUAAAAUCUUACAGUGCUGUUUCUGAAAAAGUCCUCGAAAAAGACCGAUCGUGUUCACUCGCGCCGGCGACAUAGGAACGACGUCCGAUGGUAUUCAAAUCAUCGCGGCUCCCAGGACGCGAAGAUGGAAAAUUCAGAGCUUUCUGCAUACGCUCAUUCUUCUCACAGUCGGAAUCCAUCGCCGGCUGAAUUUACCUUAUCGCCAAGGUGCUCAUAAGGAAUCGUAGCCGACGCGUUUAGUCACGGUAUCCCGACAAAACGAAGACUUUGCCAUCCUGUGCAAACUCUUUUCCCGCAGUAGAGGUAUUCGUAUUCCCUUUUCUUCCCUCUCUUUCGCAGGGACGGAUUUUAACUUCACGCAAUCCGAGGCUACGAAUCUGGAUGGCUUAAAAUUCUGAGGGAUAUUAGAGCUGUCGUCGUGUUUUUCUUUGUUGAAAGCACAAUAUGCCUUGGCAAGAUCGACGGAUAUUCCGGGAAAAAAAUUCAUUUAGCUCUCCUUUAUCCUCGAUGGUUACGGCUUUGAAGUAAGGUCAAGCUUCGUUAGCUUCCGCAUAGGUCGUUGCCGGUAUUUCCGACACGCUUGCGUUCAGUGUGUAUGUGACUCCCGGGUCGUGAGGCGUUUCCGAGUAUUUUCAGGUUUGGGUUGGCAACACACGUGGAGGACCCCCGAGUGCGUGGGGUCCCUCACGUGUGCGCUCGCAUUUUGCGGAACAUCUCGUCGUCGAGACGAGGGUGGAAAGAGAAGAGAAGAGGAGAGAGAAGAGAAGAGGAGAGGUUAGGUUCGGCCGGGGCUGCCGAUACCCGGCGGAGAGACUUUCCAGGGGAACGUGGAAGGAACUCCAGCCAAGAGAUCGCCGAGAAGCUUUUAAUCUGCCGAGAGAUUUGGACUUUGGCCAGCGGACGCGCGGCUCGUAACGUGUAGUGGUGGUGACGCUCGUGCGGUAACGCGCGCACGUACAUAUAUACGCGCGCGACCGUGAUUGCGCGAGGAGAAUGUAAUUAGUGACGGGACGUUGCUGUUGAUCCUUCGUAGUGGUCGUCGGUACUGCCGGCCCGUCGCCCGCAACGGUAUUCCGGACCGUUUCCAAACGUCGUCCACGAACCGUGGCCGUGCUGGCUGUCCCGCUUAAGGAAAGGGAGUCGUUGUCUCCCUCCCUGGAGCGCGUUUUACGCGUGAUUAAGCUCGACGCUUAAGCGAAGGCGCAGCAUCGCCGCCGUGGCCGUCCUCGUCGUCGUCGUCACCACCACUGUCCCCGGAGGAAAACAUCGUGGCGUUUCGGUGACAAUUCGAUAUUAUCAACGCGGACGACUCGCUAGCUGAGUGUCAGACGGCAGACGUCGUCGCGUGGUGUUCCCCGCGAGUGAUCGUGAAUGAUCUCAGUGGUGUGACUGUGUGGCUCAGUCAGUGUGUCGAUGUGCCCGCGGCACAACCGUGAAGGAAACACCGGCCGCGGCAGCUAGACCACACGCGCAUUACGAUGGCCAGCGCGACGAUGAUGGGUCUGCGUCGCAGAGCGCCGGUGAACAACUCGCCGACUCCCUCGAGCCAGUCGCCGUCCACGGCCGGCACGUCGUCCAGCAAGCGCUCGAGAAGCGAGAACAACAACAGCCCGUCCCACGGCAAUCUGAACUCGAUGAACGGCGGGCCGCGAGACGAGCCGCCGGCGAAGAAGUCCCGCGGGACUUCGACGAGCGCAGCGAAGGGUAGCUCGUCAUCUUGCCCCUCCGCGUCCCUCGCAUCCACUACUUGCCCGAUGUCCUCCUCUUCCGCCACCGCGUCCUCCUCUUCCUCGAUCACGAGUACUCCGGUCGAUAACCAGACCUCGAGGAGUCGCGGAACUUCCGUCUCGAGAUCGGCCACUCAGACGAAGUCGUCGUCUACGUCGACUGCCGCCACCUCGGCAGCGACCGAUAUAUCGAACGGUUCGGUGCUCUCCGCCAACAGCUGGCCGACCACGUCGGACGUGGCGUCCUACGCUUCCGUGACCGGGCUGGGCAUGACGGGUGGACAGACGGCUGGCCUCUGCGCCGGAAGCCUCGGCAUGCCUCCUACACCGAUACCCUACAUGGCGACCUCCAUGGCGACCUUUGUCGGCAACGCCACGAAUCUCAGCAAGAGCUCGUCCGUCUCGUACCUCGACAUCUCCAACAUGACCGGCGGCUCCUUGGCGUCCGCGAACUCUCUGAACGGCGGCGGAUACCCCGGCAACGGCGCCGCGGUAGACACGAAGAACGGUAUGGCCAUGCCUUACUCGGGGAUACCGCCCUCGAGCGUGAACAAUGGCAAUGUCAGCGGCAGCGGCGGCGUUGCUUCUUACGGAGGCAUGCCGAAAGGACAAGCGCCGAGUGGUGGCGCCGACGGUAACUCCUCGGCGAGGAAGUUCCAAAACGACACAAUGUUCAACGCUUAUCAGCCGUGGGUGAUCAAGACGUACGGCGAUCUGGCCAAGACGAAGACGAUCACGAUCAAGAAGUACGCGCGCAUUCUCAGGACGUUGCGGGGCGAGGAGGUGAACAGCGCGGAGAACAGCAAGUUUCGCUUCUGGGUCAAGAGCAAGGGUUUCCACAUUGGCCAGCCGGAAGGUUACGACGCGAAACCGGCCGACAGGAUUAUCGGACGUCACGCCGUCACGAACCCGGGAUUGGAUCCGCCGCUCUACGUGCCCACGCAGCUGCCGCACAACAAGGCGUUGAACGGUGCUGAGGGUACAGUGCCGCCUGGAAGAGUGUACAAGAAGGUCGCGAUCGUGGAAAACUUCUUCGACAUCAUCCAUGCUGUGCACGUCGAUCUCGAGGGUCGCCCUGGGAAGCAUGCCGGUCAGAAGCGCACUUACAGAACGAUCACAGAGACGUACGCGUUCCUGCCGCGAGAAGCGGUGACGCGGUUUCUACUGGGUUGCACAGAGUGCCAGCGCCGUCCACGGACGCCGAGUCCGACGAACCUCUCGAGUCAGCCUCAGUCCACGGCGUCGACGACGACGACGACGUUGACGUCGACGGUGACUCCGUUGAGUCCUAACCCAACGGCUGGCGGCAACACGACUGCUCUCGCGGCCUCGUCGGCCACGUCGGUGCAGAGCAGUCCAAAGUUGCGCGACAAUAACCAUCACGCCACGGCGUCGGACGGCAAGAAUCUGCACAGCUAUAGGCAUCAGAAGCAACACAAGAACAGCAUCGCGACAGAGAAACCCGACAAGGACAAAGAAGAGAAGUACAAUCCGCUGAGCAUUACAAAUCUACUGAAGAAGGAACCGGUGAACGGUGUCUUCCUGCCGGACACUCUACCGGACUCGAGAAGAACGCCCGAGUCGGACCGAGCGAGCUCAAAGAGCUCCGCGUCGUCCAAGAGAAAGCGGAUGCUGCCGGAGGGACGGACGCCUUCGCCGCAACCGAAUCAGCCGUUGCCGAGGCCCUGGAGUCCCGGCUUGGAUACCAAGAAUACACCCAUUGACUACAGCCGACCUAUCACCACGUCGUACUUGAAGCACCAGCAGAGGAUGCUCCAGGCGGAGAAGAGCAAGGCCGCAGCGACGGCGGCAGCGGUGGCGAGCGCGCUCCUGAAUCCUAUCGAGAACGACCCGAGGUACGCCGCGACACCGCUCGUCGACGAGAUGGAGAACGCCGAGCGGGAGAGGUUCUCGCCGGCUACCGGUUUGAUCGACACCAACCUCAACCUACUGGCGACCAUCCAACACCUGCACUGCCAAGUGAUGCUGGCGCUGACCGAGCGCCUGCGACCGUCGAUGCCAGUUCCGGCCCCGUUGAUGCUACCGCCGACGCCGGCGAGCGUCCUCGCAGUCGCCCCGAUGAUGAUCGGCACGGAAGUGUCGGUGCAGACGGGCGAGAAUCACUCGUGAGGCGAGCGGCGUUGAGAGGAAGAACGCUCCAGUCUUGAGUGACUCUUCAUUGAGAAAGAGAGAGAGAGAGGUCUGCGUGUGCGCACGCUGCGCACUGUUGCCGAGACUACGAUUGUGAUCAAGGUGAAAAAUCGCAUUUCACAUCACGACCGACGUGUUAUUUCGCGUCGAUAGUAAAAUAAUAAUAAUAACAAUAAAAUAGUAAUAAUAAUGCACGGCUGCUCGAGUAGUGUGGCCCAUCGAUCGUAACCUUCCCCGGCACUUCCCCGGAAAAGCGCGACGGAGCAAUGCGCGCUCGUCCCGCUCGAGCCUUGGCACCUCGCGGAGAAACCUCGAAGAAGCCGCGCGGAAAAGAGAAAAGAAAUUCCCACCGUUCUCUCGCUCACACGAUCGCGACUCGAAGUCUCCUGCGCCGCGUGGGUCGGGAGGUCGCGGCUGUUAAUUCCACGGCUAUAACUCGCUCCCUCGAAAUAUAUAUGUCCGAGUGACGCGAGCGUUUGCGGCGACCCGGCGACUCACAGCCCGCGGGCUCGUCUUCCCGAGCGUGAGCGAAGCGACAGAUAGACGCAAUUACAUAUUGAACCGGACGGGAUCGAUUAUUGUCGUCGUGCUCGUGUCACACAUUUCAUCCGCGCGGCUCGGCCCGGUUGCUUGCGUCCGACGUCGGCCGGCGCCCGAUAUAGACGAGCCAAGCGGGCGGAAUAAUUCCCGAGUCUGUCGAAAUACGGGUCGAUGUGUCAGGGAUUCGCGCGCGGCGCUUCCUAUGUCCGAUAUUUAGGGAUCCGUUGCGAGCGGGAUCGCGCGAUCCGGCCGGCGAAAACUCGGCCGAUCGAUUCAUCCGUGUGUGUGUGUGUGUGUGUGUGUGUGUGUGUAUGUGUGUGCCAGGAGGUGGGGAAGGGCAAAAGCGACACAGUCCGCGCGGCGACACCGCGAAGGUCUUGAAUAUUCAACGAGCCGGUCAGAAAGGGACGCGGAGAGCGAAAGAGAACGAGGAGGGGGACGAAAGAGAGAGAGAGAGAGAGAGAGAGAGAGAGAGAGAGAGAGAGGGAGAGAGAAAGGGGUUUUAGGAACGAGAGAGGACGGCUGAUAGGAAGAUAACCGAGCUCUCGUUUCCGAGUGUCAUCCGAUGGAUUCGACAACGGAUUCGGGACCCUGUGACGAUGGCAGUUGUCUUGUCGCGUUCCGCUAAUUACGGCCAGUCCAAGAAUGGACAGAAAUUAGAAAUUUCUUCGCAGGUAGGUUGCUCGGCGACCUCAUACUCCUUCGCUCUCCGCGGAAACGUCCAGUCGCUCACUAGUUUUGUGAGCAGUGAGUCGCAAGGAAAAAAAAGUUCCGCGGGGCAGAUCGAUAAAUAUGCGUCGGGUCGAUUGUUAGAAUACAAAUGGGCAUUGUUUGAACGGAGGGAAUCGCGAUCGAUCUGGAUGUACCUAUCGCGUGGACGUCGGCGGAAGAGAUAAAAAUUUUCCACGGCGCGCACGCGCGCGAGAGCAAAGGACGGAGAAAUGCCUCGUCUUGUUUUCCGCGCGCAGAAUUUUGCCAGCCGCUCAUCAGUUUGAGCAGCAGAAAAAAGAGAUCCACGAGGCAAAUCGAUAGUGUCGGGUCGAUCGUUAGAAUAUAAAUGGGCAUUGUUUCAAUAGAGGGAACGAUCGAUCGGGAUGUAUCCAUCGUGGAUGUUGGCGGAAAAUGAAAAUUUUCCGCGGUGAACGCGCGCAUGAGAGCGCAGGACGGAGCAAUGCGCGUCUCGUCUUCCUGUUCAAAUUUCGCCGGUCACUCAUCAGUUUUGAGCAGCGAGUCGCAAAAAACAGUUCAGCAGGACAAAUCGAUAAGUGUGCGUCGGCAAAAUAUCGAUCGUUAAAAUACACUGAGAAAAAAUGUCUGGUAUUUGUAACUAAUAUAUAUAUAUAUAUAUAUAUAUAUAUAUAUAUAUAUAUAUAUAUAUACAUAGAGAAAUAAUUGCCACUAAUUAUUUUAUCAAUGAUCAAGAAGAUCAUUUCUUUAAUUAAAUUCCACUUGUUAGAUCAACCAUUCCUUUUUCUCUCAGAAUGUACAAACGGGCAUUGUUCUAACAGGAGGAGAGCCGCGUUUGCAAUCAAUAGGCGUGUAUGUCGGUGGAAAAUGAAAAAUUUUCCGCGGUGAGAGCGCUCGCACCGCAAUGGACGAGCGAGUGUCUCUCGUCUGUUUGUCCGCGCGGCGGAUUUUGUUUUCGCGCGUAAUCUCGGGAGUAAUGUCGGUUAAUGCGCGAUCAGGUAACGUCUCAUUGACGGGAAAAGGGCCGCUGAAUCUAGCCGGCGUCUCAUCCUACCUUGUAAUCGUAAUAAUGUUAUCGCGCGUAAUUACACGCAACGCGGGAUAUCGGAGUCGCGCGUCCGCGACCCGUCCCGUCUCAUCUCUCGUAUCGUUUCGUCUCGUUGCGUCUCGCGAAACCGGUCGAUCCGGUGUUAUUCGCGCGUCAGCUUCCCUCGUUACAUUGUAUCAACUAUCGUAUUAUUGGCGCGAUCGAUGCCGCGACUUUUUGGCGUUAUCGCGGCGCGGCCGCGUAAUCGAGCUCGUUAUUCCCGACGGGGGAAUAACCUUCGAAUUAAGGCUACGUGGAUCGUUAAUGAUUGCAUUAGACUUUACAUUUUAGACAAAAUUAUUCUUUCUUUCUCCUCUUUCCCUCAUUAUUCGUAGUUUAAUUUUUUUUUCCAUUUACUUUAUAAGGGGAUAAAUUGUCUUCGACUUUUUUUUCUCAGUCUGGAUCUAAAGCGAGCCAUUUUCUUUCGGACUCAAUUUACCUUUUCCCAAAUAUGCGUGAUGUUAAGUCUUUAAUGUUAGACGGCUCGUACAAAUUUGUCGGUAAAAGAGGAAAACGAAAUCCGAUCGGAGAACGUGGCGAUUCGACGACAAACGCGAGAGCACGUUGACGUUUCUCCCUUGUUUCUUGGAAAUUAAUCGCGCGGGCGAUUCUCCGAUGGGUCCGCGAAAUAACUUGUUCAGUUGAGCGAUCGCCGGACUCGACGCCGGUUGUAUACCAAAGGCAGUAUCAUACACUUGGAGCUCUCGAGCCGGAGAGCAGGGCUACAGAGUGAUCGUUGUGAUGCGAAUUGAUCGUGAUUUCGAGUCGAUCGUUUCGGCGGGGUCCGCGAUGCGGUCCUCGUGCGGUGAAACCCAUUUUCGUAUUUGAUUGUGUACGUAGCCUAGCCUCGUCUACGAUAUUACUCAAAGUAGCUCGUUCUUCGUGUACGAUAUAGCGUCGUUUAGACACCGGAGGAGAGGUAAAAGGGAGAGAUAAAGGGCGAGGAUUGAAGAGAGGACACGCCGAGAUGACACGCGAUAGGCCUUAAGGUGUGCUUGCACAGAAAGAAAAUGUUUUUACUAGAAGUUCGAUAAUAUCGUCGUGAAAGUAGAGACCGAAAGUUGCAAAAAUCCUCGAGAGCGCGUCUCGAUAUAUUAUUUUGUACAUAAUCGUUGUACCAUAGAUUGCGUACGAGCUAUACUGGAUAGAACGCGUGAUUAAUAUUAUUAUCGAGCGAUUGUUCUUUUAUCACUGUAUCAUCAUUGUUGCGUUAUAUUUUACUAUCAUGAUCAGUAGGUAAUUAUUUUUAUCACAAUCUUAUUGCUAUUAUUAUUAUUAUUAUUACUAUAAUUAAUUAUUAUUGUAUUAAUUAUUAAUAUUAUAUUUAAAAAUCACGCACCAGCCAGAUGUGGGAAAAAUAUAAAGUUGAAAUAUUCGAGAGAA
Messenger RNA from Odontomachus brunneus, 8946 nucleotides. RefSeq lists its product as uncharacterized. The transcript is spliced from 4 exons. NCBI's taxonomy places the organism in Eukaryota, Metazoa, Arthropoda, Insecta, Hymenoptera, Formicidae. The record is from RefSeq and is a predicted model, not a curated record. The coding region runs from base 2850 to 5228 and encodes 792 amino acids.